UUGUGGGUGGUAGCGGCGUUGACUGAGGAGUGCCAGUCUACGGUAAUGCCAGGAGUAAUUCUAGACAGCUGCUACUGUAUCGUGGGUAAAGUGACACAAUACGAAAGCGUGUGCUACCGUAAAAAAGCAUGAGAGUGCUAAGUGACCACAAUAGAUUUUUCCCAGGGGCUACCACACAGCACUGCAAAGCACGGACACCGUGCUCUACGGAGAGGGGCGCUGACUUGAAAAAUGGAAGAAAAAAGAAAAAAAAGGGAAAGAAAGAGAGAAAGAAAGAGUGUGAUUCUCUGGACAAAGACACGGACAGAGGAGGGGUGAUAUGAGGGACUCAGGCAGGGCAGACAAUCAUUGGCCCACAGCACAUUCCUGACACUCUCCCCCCCCCUUGCUGACUUUGCUAGGCUGACCCUCCGGACUCGACGAGUGGUGAUCGAGCAAGGGGGGCCGUUAGACCAGAAAAAGAGGAAGGUAUUAGAAAGGCAGGAGUGCAAAAAGGGUAGGCUUUUUUACUCGUGGGAGAGAGUGCAAUUUACUCGAGUAGAUGACCCGGCCGAUCGGUGCCUCCAGGACGCGCGGGCUCGUAGGGGACAGAAAUACCUGAGCAAAGGGGCUCACCCAAGCACACGGGGAAGGGGUUUGGACUGGAAGAGUUGGUUGGUUCGGCAAGGUCAAUGUUUUGGGGGAGUGUGUGCGUGGUGAAGACGAGUUGAAGUCAAAGGGCAGUGAAGCGGAGGGCAUUGUUGUCGCUACCUGUACCAGUAUCAUAUCAUAUCAUAGCCUACCUGUAAUGGAGACAGUGGUGGAGUCCGGGCCAAGUACUGUACCUGCGUGCUCUGCACCGGUACCGGUAUCGAUGAUGAUGAUGGUCAUAACACACAUGGUCGAAACAUUCUUCAACUGUCUUUGUCCAUUCUACCCGCUCUCGUCCCCAUAAUAGCUCGUAAGGGCCUGCCGGAAGCUCACGGGUUUCACCACACCUGACGAGAGCUACGACACUGAACGUAUACGGUACGGUACCGGUACCGGUGUCUACUAAAAAAAAAUUCCACAGAAUGGUACUGUACGAGUACUCGAACCCAACGGUAACUUACUCAAGUACCUCCACAGAAACAGAAGAAACACGUCGAUUGGCCUGUGACUGCCACCCCUGCCUCAAGCCUUUUGCUUCUUUUUUUGCAUCCUAAAGGAUGAGAUCAACAAGUGCCAAGAGGAUAAUAAUUGCACCCCUUCCUUCUCCUUUUCUUAUUCUAGUCCUUUAUAUAGAUUUCUAUUUUCCAAAAGCAGGGUAAGCGAGUCCAGUCAUUCCCACCACAGCUAAUCAGGCUUCUCUUCCUUCCUUUUUCCCUUCUCUUCCAAGGGCAGGGAAGAGAAAGGAAAGGAAAGGAAAGGAAAAGAGAGGAGCGGAAAGAGGAAGGAAGCCAAAAAAAAAAAAAAAUACCUGUUUCCUCUCCCAGAGAGCCAGUUUUCCCCUUCCCGUCAGCGCCACCAGUCCCCCCGAAUCUCGGGCAAACCCUUGCCCCACUGCAAUCAAUCAAUAUCUCGAGUACCGUAUCGUACGGCACUCUACCACACCUGUACCGUACUGUACCCGUACCGGUAUCAUACGCUAUCAUAUACCCCUAACCAUCAGCCACCUUCCUCUUCCCCCACCACCACCAUCACCACCACCACUUAUCAUACCACGGCCGAGUCACCUUUACAGGUGGCUUAUCCCCGACACAUACUCUGCAGUACGUUGCUCAUCACCACCACCACCACCACCACCACCACUACCCGGCAUCACAUACAGAUAACACACCCAAGAUCACAAUGGACUCGUGAGUUCUACCUCAACCGCCACUGCCGUCGUCCCCUUCAAUCGGGCUGCCGUAAGAACUCGGACAACCAAACCAAGUGCUACGCCGGUGGAGCUUCCUCCCCCGGCAAGGUUUGGCGUCUUUUGUUUUCUCAUGUCUCAGAAGAGCUGAGCAGCUGUGCCUCCCUUCCAAGGGAGGGAGCUCCAACUGCACGACACACUGUUCGGUUGUCCGGGUUUCUACGAUGCGUCCUUGCGUGCGUAAUGCUGCCUUGCUGAUCACCUUACGCCCCUCUUUUGUGGCGGGGAUUCACUCAUGUCACAGCCUUUCACCUUCCGAACAGCGUGAGUUCCAAUCCGUCCUCGAGAAACGCCAAACACGAGAUAUGAUGCAGGUACGUUUCCCUUCUCACGUGAAUCCGCUUCCGUUUUAUAUUUAGCUCCCCUUUGGCGGUGGUCCUAUAUCCUGUUCAUCUUUUUUUAACCCCCCAUCCUCUUCAAUCCGUGCCCCUCCUACCCCGCUGCUUAUCUUGUUCUUGCGCUCUGACUGACAUCCGGGAGCUGUGGUGCCGGCAUCGUUAACAGUUCUAUUCCAACCUUGUCCAAAGGUUCGUUUCUAUUUGUUUGCAAACCCCCUUAAUUUAUUAACAACCUGAGUUGUUACCCUUUAUAUCCGAACCAAUACUAAAACGGAAAGCAUGUCCAACCGCAGAUGCUUCGAUGAUUGUAUCAACGAUUUCACUUCGAAAGCCUUGUCCACAAAGGAGGAGACUUGCGUUAGCAGAUGCGUCGACAAAUUCAUCAAGACCAGCGACAGAUUAGGACAGCGGUUCGCUGAACAGAACCAAGCUAUGAUGCAGGGAGGGGGCGCCGGUGGUGCUGGUGCGGCUUUUGGUGGAAGAUGAGGGAUUUCGGAAAUCUUGCGCGGGCGUUUGUAGGGAAAAAACAAAAAAGAAAAUCUGCACACCGCACCGUACCCCAAACAAGGACAAAAUAUUCUUUGGGUACGAUGCUCAACUUUGAAGCGUCAGGUAUAGUCGGGAAAUUUCCCUCGUCUCUAGCCGGUCGUGUCGACACUCAAUUCAAAAGCUCCAUGGCAAUUAAUUCUAAAACAAUGACGUAUCAUAGAAGCGAAAUAUGGCAUUGAGUGGUUGGCUGUUGGCGGUGGUGAAGGUGAUGGGGAGGAUUUUUUUCCGGGCAACAAGACUAGAGAAGGAUUCUGAUCGAUGGAGCAAAUCGAAGAUCGUGAUACCUCUGAGAAAUGGGUUUGAUAAGUGAAGAGAGUGAUUCUUGUAUAGAAUUAUUAACCGCAUGAUCUACGAGUAUUAUGGAUGCGAUCAAAUCAUCACUGCAUAUCGGGCACGGAGAUUUGGGAGAUGGACGGUUACCAAUCCGCAGUCCGCUCUCACCGGUAGACUACUCGAGUAUGGGGCCGGGCACCUGGCGAUCAACCAAAAACAGACACGGUGGUAAUCCCGGAAAAUUUCCAACCACAACCACCACAUCCUUCCCAGCUUUUGAAGGUACAGUAGACUAUGGCCAUAUGCGAACGUUCGGAAGACGCCUCACCCCAGCCCUGCGUUUCCUGAUUUUUCGAUAGAAGCGGCAUUCGUUGAAAUGGCAAAAUCCCCAAUUACCCAUGGAUGGAUUCUUUAUUUUUGCCAACGCCCUCCUCCCUUUUUCUGUAUCUAUUAUGUAAUCAAAUUGAAUUGCUUGCACGGCAUCAUACUGGUAAUUUAUGAUUAACUCACGGGCAAAGUACGGUACUGGGACUGCAGUGCCAUAGGUGCCCACCACGGUGCCAGUGCUGGAGCGAAAAGAAAAGAAAAAAAGCUUGGACCAUGAAUUCCACGUGUCAGUUCCACGAUCUGGCUUGGCCUUAACAACCACAGUACGGGUACCGGUACAAGUUGUAAUUGUAGCGCUUCUAGACCCCCGUUGUUGUAAUUCUGCCCCAGUCUCUCCACAAAGCAAACACAUGUGAUAUCAACCUUUUCCCCCCAGCAAGCAAAAAGGGAGCCUGGGAAACCUUCCUCUUCCCUCCGACCGCCUUCCGUGGAGGCGGUAUUCGUGGCAUUCUCACGAGAUAUCUAAACGUGGAUUCUUCCCAUUUUAUUUUUACCCCCUCCGAUUGCCGGCUACGUGCUUGGUCAAUGCUCACCACCGCACCGCAUCGUAAAGGAACCGCGCGGGAAAGAGGGCUCAUAUAUGGUUCGUGUGGGACUGGGUUUGUGCAAACGGAUCGGUCCAGAGGUGAGGGUGUAUGCGGCAUCGCUGGUAGGCUCCUGAUGGGAAUGUUAUGGGACAAGCACCUGCGCAUGGGAGAGCGUAUAUACAGUACUGUAAGUUAUCGCAGCGCACUGUACGAGUACUCCCGAUUCCGGCCGUCACGGGAGCACGGCCGAGAAUAAACUGUGGGGGCAGCCGUAAUCGAACUUGUAGGGAAGGCCGGGGCAAGGCUAGAGGAUACGGAAACCUGCAUCGUCGAGAAAUCCGGACGAGAACAGGGUCCAAGUAAGAUGAGGAGGGGCAGAUAGAGGAGGGGCUGGAAAUUUGGUUUUGAUGCGUGAAUCCAGAAAAUGAUUAGACUACCGUAUCGCUCAUUUUCCCACCUCACCGCCCAUCUUAUCAUCUCCCCUCGUUACCGCGGGGAAUGCGAUUAUUAACUUGUUAUUUCCAUGGUUCACCGCUACUUUGUAUGAUGCCUUUAGAACAAGGAACGCAUGCUUGUUCAUCCAAGCCGCCAGAGGGUGAAACGUGACAUCAACCACGAUCAGCAGC
Messenger RNA from Tuber aestivum (summer truffle), 4576 nucleotides. The record is from the annotation of a GenBank genome assembly. Lineage: Eukaryota; Fungi; Ascomycota; Pezizomycetes; Pezizales; Tuberaceae.